Messenger RNA from Gongylonema pulchrum, 417 nucleotides. Lineage: Eukaryota; Metazoa; Nematoda; Chromadorea; Rhabditida; Gongylonematidae. The record is from the annotation of a GenBank genome assembly.
GCUGCAGAAUUUUUCGAUGGUUUUUAUGUCGGUGGACAUCGAGGCUCACCAGCUAUUGCUCCGGAAAAUACAAUUGAAUCGUUUGAAAAAGCAAAAUUAUCGAAGACAGACUUAGUUGAAUUCGAUUUAACAUUGACGAAAGAUGGUACUGUCGUGAUUAUUCACGACAGCGAUCUGAUGAGAACAUGCGGUGAACCCGGUCUUGUGGCGUCGUUUACGUUUGAAGAGUUGAAAACGAAAAAUGCAGGGAAAACAUUUUGUAAUAACCGUUCGCAGUCAAAAAUUUACCGUAUUCCGACACUCAAGGCAGCGGUGGAAUAUUGCUGCGAAAACAACAUGAAAAUGUUGUUCGAUGUGAAAGAUUUCAGUGGUGAGGUGCGCGCGGUUUCUUUAACCCUUAAUGCUUUAAUAUCUUGA